This is a messenger RNA of Odontomachus brunneus, 16469 nucleotides long. RefSeq names its product midasin. The transcript is spliced from 24 exons. Gene Ontology annotation, cellular component: nucleus; preribosome, large subunit precursor. NCBI's taxonomy places the organism in Eukaryota, Metazoa, Arthropoda, Insecta, Hymenoptera, Formicidae. Gene Ontology annotation, molecular function: ATP binding; ATP hydrolysis activity. The record is from RefSeq and is a predicted model, not a curated record. The coding region runs from base 140 to 16366 and encodes 5408 amino acids. Gene Ontology annotation, biological process: ribosomal large subunit assembly; rRNA processing.
UGGAGAGCGACUUCUCCAUUCAUCUCCAGAAGUUUGAUCUCUUUUUACCAUGCUUCCUUAACGGAAGCACGUGUACUAACAAAAAUUACAACCUUUAUUUGUUACAGCCACGUGUUAUUAAUUGCAAACAAUAUACACGAUGUUGACCAAAAAUUUAUUAACUUUUUGCAAACGAAAUAUAAAAUAUGAACAGAGGUUCGCAGAACUUACGCCACUUAAGGAUUUUCUUGCAGGAUGUGAACCUGAACCUGACAGAAUUUUGGAAACACUGUGCGAAUUUUUAAUGAACACUGAGAGCACAGAAGAUGUAGCGGACUGCUUUCCAGAAUUAUUACCAGCACUUGUGUGUAUGACAAUAAGUACAGACAACAUACAGUCAUCAACAUUGUUUUACAAGGAUGUUACUCAUAAAUUAAAUGCUGUUAUUCUGGGCAAGCUGAUUGUUAUCAAUCAAGAUUUAUUGACAUUUGUUUUACAUUACUUUGACAUUAAUCCCGCACCAUUUGAGUCCCUUGACACGAGCACAGCUACUAUUACACCAGCCAAGAGGCAAAAUACAAAGAAAUUAUCAUAUUAUAUCUCAGAGGUAUCCGAUUAUGAUAUCGUUACAGCAACUUACAACAUUCUGCAGUCUGCUGUUAACCAUUUUAAGCACAGAUGGAACUGGUCGAAAUUUUACAAAUAUCUGACAAACUCAGAUGAUAAAGUAAAAUGGGUUGCUUUUAAAUGCAUAGCAAUAGUCUUAAAUAUGUCUGAAUCCACAAGACUGUCGUACGCGCAAACAUUCAUCUUGAAUUCUGAAAAAUUUCUGACCGAUCACGAGGACAAAAGAGCGGACACGCGAAUUUCAUGCGCAAGUUUCGAAUCAGUGGAACACACAGUCAAGAAUAUUACGUCUGUCGUAUCUGUCGGUGGUAUAUUGUUGCCGACUCGUCAGAGCAGCAAUUGGAAAACCUGCUACGAUUUGGUGCAAGUACCUUCUACAAGGAACAAUCUGCAAAGUCUAGCUAUAGCCAUCGGCUCCAGAAAAUGUAUCUGUUUGCAAGGACCGGUUGGCUGCGGUAAGACCGCCUUGGUGGAGUAUCUGGCGAGAAUGACCGGCCACGACGCGUUGAACUUCGUCAAGGUACAGCUGGGCGAUCAGACUGACUCGAAAAUGCUGCUGGGAAUGUACAGAUGCACCGACGUACCUGGCGAAUUCGUUUGGCAGCCAGGUGUUCUCACGCAAGCCGUCGUUGCCGGCAAGUGGUUGCUGUUGGAGGAUAUUGAUAGCGCCCCUCUGGACGUAGCUAGCGUCCUCAGCAACCUGAUGGAGACUGGUACGUUGUGCGUCCCAGGUUAUCGUGAUACCAUCUAUGCCAACAGUGACUUCCAGUUGUUCGUCACUCAACGAUCGACCGCGACGACUGCUCUAAAGCACGUUACGGGAUCCUCGAAUCUACUGCAGAAACAUUGGCUAUGCCUAAACGUGGAACCAUUAUCCAAAGAGGAAUUAGUGAUCGUAGUUAAAACGCUGUUCCCAGCACUGAACACUGCUGCUACCAAAAUAAUAGAUGUGUUCUUGUUGUUCUCUGUGGGAGAUCAUAAUAGCGAAGGCAACGACGGAACAUUGUCACUAAAGACCGGGCGACAAACGUCAACCCGAGAUCUGAUAAAGUGGUGCUCCAGAGCUAUCGUCGAUUACAACGUGUCGUCGUCGAAUUCAGCAUUGAAGAUACUUCAAGAUGCUAUAGACGUCUUUUGCUGUUCAGUGACUGAUCAAGAGCAACGCUUGAACUUGGCGAAAGCGAUAACUGACAAACUCGGUAUCAUCAGAACGAAGGCAGAAUACUUUUGCAACAUACACAAGCCUGCCGUGACUCUCUUAUCCAACGUUCUGAUAGCUGGUAGAGCGAAGUUGCGUAAAAAGGUGCGCUACGUGGAGCUGCAGACCGACAGAACCAAUUUCUCGUUCACGCGACCCUCCGCAUGCUUACUACAGCGCAUAGCCAGCUGCGUAGUGCAGAAAGAGCCGGUGUUGUUAGUUGGUGAGACCGGCACCGGGAAAACGAGUACGAUUCAAUACCUGGCGAAGAGCACCGGGCAUAAGUUGACGGUCAUAAACAUGAAUCAGCAGAGCGAGAGCACCGAUUUGCUGGGCGGUUAUAAGCCGGUCGAAAUCAAGUUUUUGAUUUCGCCAAUUCGGCAAGAAUACGACAUCCUGUUCCGUUCUUACUUCGACGUCGAGCUCAAUGAGAAAUUCUUAGAGAAAAUAGAUCUGUUUUACAAGAAUCAGACUUGGAAGGCUCUCCUGCAAGUAAUGAGACAUACCGCGCGCGCCGCCGUGAAGAAACUGCGAGAGAGAUGCGGAGAAGCGAGUCAGGCAUCCGAGGAAGACGCCUCGAAACAUUCCAAUGCGAACGGCGACGUUCAGGAGAAACGCGCAGUUCACCAGGACAGUCGAUUCAACGUAGAUAUGUGGAGGAACUGGGAAAAUCUACUAGAAAGAUUGAACAAGCUCUACACCCAGGUGAGGAGUCAGUACGCGUUGACAUUCUCUUUUGUGGAAAGCAGCUUGGUGAAGGCUUUGCGGGACGGUUCCUGGGUGCUCCUGGACGAGAUCAAUCUAGCCAACGCGGAAACGCUGGAGUGCCUCUCCGGCUUGCUAGAGAGUUCCUCGGAAUCGCUGCCGUUGUUGGAGCGCGGCGAUAGCGAGCCUGUGAAACGGCACCCGGACUUCAUGGUGUUCGCCUGUAUGAAUCCAGCGACGGACAUCGGCAAGAGGGACUUGCCAGUCGGCUUGCGAAACAGAUUCACUGAGUUCUACGUUGACGAGUUGACCGAGCAGAUCGACUUGCAGCUGCUCGUGAACUCGUACCUGAAGGAGAUCGAGAUGAAGAAGCACGAGGCAAUCGUAAAGUUUUACUUGAACGUGAGAAAGGAGGCAAUGAGCACACUAUUCGACGGCACAGCGCACCAACCGCAUUACAGUCUGAGGACGCUGUGUCGCGCGUUAAGCAUCUCCGCGUCAAAUCCUUGCGGUAACAUCGUAAGAUCCCUAUUUGAAGCUUUCUCUUUGAGCUUCCUCACGCAGCUGGAAUAUAAGUCGUAUCCGAUCGUGCAAAAAAUGAUCGCGACCACCAUCUUGGGUAAUAAUCAGGAUAUCAAAGCGAUCCUUGGUACGGCUAUACCGAAACCGAAGUGUGGUCCGGCAGAGAAGUACGUCAACAUUGAAGGCUAUUGGGUUCUGCAGGGUAGUUUAACGCCUGAGACGCCGAAUAAUUACAUAUUAACUGAUUCUGUCAGAAGAAACUUGCGAGACUUAGUAAGGGUAGUGUCGAUCGGUAAAUUGCCGGUUUUACUGCAAGGCGAUACAUCGGUAGGGAAAACGAGUUUGAUCACAUAUCUGGCAAAAAUUUCGGGACACGUCUGUGUCAGGAUUAACAAUCACGAGCACACAGAUCUGCAGGAAUACGUUGGAAGUUACGUCGCGGACGAAACAGGGAAGUUAGUGUUCAAAGAAGGUAUCCUAGUCGACGCGAUGCGUAAAGGAUAUUGGAUUAUUCUGGAUGAGUUGAAUUUAGCCCCAAGCGAUGUUUUGGAAGCUCUAAAUCGAGUCCUGGACGACAACAGAGAACUAUUUAUAUCUGAGACGCAACAGGUUGUAAAAGCGCAUCAACAUUUUAUGUUGUUCGCAACGCAAAAUCCCCCUGGAAUUUACGGCGGUCGGAAGGUUCUAUCCCGAGCGUUCAGGAAUCGAUUUGUAGAGUUGCACUUCGACGAGAUACCGGCCAACGAAUUGCAGAUAAUACUCGGUAAGAGAUGCAGUAUGCCCGAGUCGUACUGCAAAGAAGUUAUCAGCGUGAUGACGGAUCUUCAGAUAAGACGUAAAAGUACAGCGGCUUUCGCCGGUAAGAAAGGAUUCAUAACGCUACGCGAUCUAUUUCGCUGGGGCGAAAGAUACAGAUUGGCAUCCAUCGUAGACAACACAUUGUACGACUGGAGGCAGCAUCUAGCAGAGGAAGGUUACCUCGUUCUCGCGGCCAAAGUCCGCAAAACGGAGGAAGCGGACGAGAUACGUCAAGUGAUAAAGAAACACCUGAAAAGGGAGGUGGAUCCUAACAAGCUGUUUACGCUGAACGACAAUACCUCUCCCGUAACCAAGCGCAUACUGGAGGAAAUCUUGAACAACGAAAUCCCGGGUUUCGGCCACAUCGUGUGGACUUAUCACAUGCGCAGAAUGGCCGUGCUCGUAAAGAAAUCCUGUCAGUUCAAGGAGCCGGUGUUGCUGGUCGGCGAAACCGGCGGUGGUAAAACCACCAUAUGCCAAGUGAUCGCCGCUAUCAACGGUCAAACGAUGCGUGGCGUGAACUGUCACAUGCACACCGAGUCGUCUGAUUUUCUAGGAAAUCUACGACCCGUGCGGGAGCACGCUGAAAAUGACAAGAGGCUGUUCGAAUGGGUGGACGGACCUUUGAUAAACGCCAUGCGUAACGGCGACUUGUUCUUAGCUGACGAAAUUUCCUUGGCAGAUGACAGCGUCCUGGAACGAUUAAAUUCGCUGUUAGAACCGGAGCGUAGCCUUCUGCUGGCCGAAAAAGGAAUAGAGUCUUCGCACGGUGAGGAGAAUACCGUGAUCGUAGCGGACGAGAAGUUUGUGUUUAUUGGCACGAUGAAUCCUGGCGGUGAUUACGGUAAGAAAGAACUCUCGCCGGCAUUGCGGAAUCGCUUCACUGAGGUAUGGUGCGAGGGAUGCGCGGUCAGAAAUGAUCUGCAUAAUAUAAUAGUACACAAUCUUCGCGUUGAGUUACAAACAUUGAAAGAAUCCGUCUCCAACGCGAUAUUGAGAUUCACCGAAUGGCUACACAACACCGAAGUUGGCAAGAAGCUCACUGUGAGCGUACGAGACAUGCUCACAUGGGUGAAUUUUAUAAACACGUGCACUGUUGACGUGUCGUCAUCGCUGCUAACGAUCGGAGACGCGUAUUAUCAUGGCGCUUGCCUCACGUACAUCGACAGUCUUGGGUCUGGCACUACGGGCGCAGAAAGUAUCGAAAAAUUGAAGAGCUUUGCGGAUGCUGCUACCCGAUUUAUUAGAUCAGAGCUUGAACAUACGAUAAAGUCAGAUCUUGAUACAGAGACUCUCACGGUGAAGAAAAAUACCAUGCUGACUGAUUCAAGUAACGUGUUUGGGAUACCACCGUUUUACAUUGAAAAAGGUCCACACGCUUGCCGCGAUGAUCGCGCAUUCACCUUCUCGACUCCCACUACGAAGCUGAAUACGUUAAAGUUGCUAAGAGCGUUGCAGCUGAGCAAACCGAUCCUGCUGGAGGGAAGUCCAGGUGUAGGAAAAACCAGCCUGGUUUCUGCGCUCGCCAAAGCCGCCGGGCAUACUUUGCUCAGAAUCAACUUAAGCGAUCAAACGGACGUAUCUGAUUUGUUCGGUGCCGAUCUUCCCGUGGAAGGUGGCAAAGGCGGCGAGUUUGCAUGGCGGGACGGGCCAUUUUUGCGAGCUCUGCGAGCAGGAUAUUGGAUUUUGCUUGACGAAUUGAACUUGGCUUCUCAAUCAGUUUUGGAAGGCCUCAACGCAUGCUUCGACCACAGAGGAGAAAUAUAUAUUCCCGAGUUAGGAAAGACCUUCUCGGUGAAACCCGGCACAAGACUGUUUGGCUGUCAGAAUCCCCUGCAGCAAGGUGGAGCCAGACGCGGCUUGCCGAAGUCCUUUUUAAACAGAUUCACUCAGAUUUCCGUAGACGCGUUAAUGGAGGACGACUUAAGGUUUAUACUCGGCGUGAAAUUCCCACAACUUGCUACGAGUCUGAUCAACGACAUGGUACGGUUCAAUAGUAUAUUAGCGUCGGAGGUUGGCGUCACGUGGGGCUGCGCCGGGUCUCCUUGGGAAAUGAAUUUGCGUGAUAUUACACGAUGGUGCGAAGCAACUAUCGAAGCCACUCGUAACGAGUUACGCGGCGAUAAAGAGUAUUUUAAUCCAGGCCACAGUGUAGAACUCAUUUAUGUCGACAGAAUGAGAACUAAAGAAGAUCGACAAAAAGUCUACCAUAUAUAUCAAGAGAUAUUCUCGCUCGAGAAAUAUCCGCUCCCGCCUAAUAAGCUACCCAUGUACAUCACAGCGGAUAAGCUUUUCGUUGGCGAUGUGACGUUAAGCCAGAGAGAUUGUUGCGCGCACGAGGAGGACAAUUUGUUGUUACUCAGAGAUCAAAAAACGGCGUUGAAAAGUCUCAUGCAAUGCGUGAAGAUGAAUUGGAUGUCUAUAUUGGUCGGUGCUUCGGGUUGUGGAAAGAGCAAUGUGGUUCGUCUACUCGCUGCUUUAACGGGUCAGCAACUAAAGUCGAUAGCCGUGAACUCCGCGAUGGACACAACGGAGAUAUUGGGUGGCUUCGAACAGACGGACUACAAUCGGCAUCUGGAACAGCUGUUCGAGCGCGUGGCGACGCUGCUUAUCGACACUCUGCGAACGAAGAUAACUGUGAACAAAUUGAAACAAGUUGCCAAGCUCCACGAACACCUGGAUCGAGUGCGACGCUCGUUCGACGAAAACGUGGCCGGCAGGACGAUGGCCGCGGAGACCCAGCUGUUCCUGCGUAAAAUCCAGGAACUGUCGGACUUGACCUCGACGUUGGAGACCUGGGAGCCCAACCUCGAAUCGGAACUGCAGGACAUUCAGUCCAGAUUGAGAAAUUUGUCAGUCCAUGUCAAGCGUGAUAAAUGCCUGAACGCCGGUGGGAAGUUUGAAUGGGUGGACAGCGUGUUGGUGAAGUGCUUGCAAGAUGGAACUUGGCUGCUCAUCGACCAGGUUAAUCUGUGCAGCCCGGCUGUAUUAGACAGACUUAAUGGACUGUUAGAGCCGAAUGGUGUUCUCAGUAUCGGCGAGCGAGGCGUCGACAACGACGGCAAUGUCGUCACCAUCAAGCCUCACGAAAACUUCCGGCUGUUCUUAACUAUGGAUCCUCGAUACGGCGAAAUCUCCAGGGCCAUGCGUAACCGAGGCGUCGAGAUUUACAUGCUCGGUUCGAGAGAGAAGGUCGAUCACGACGCGAUCGAUCUCAAGUCGCUGCUAUUCAACGCGGGUAUCACGAGACCGGCGCGUCGGGACGCGCUACUCGCGAUCCACGACAAAGUGUCGCAGGAGAUGGUCGCGGUGGAUCGUCUGAGCGCGGUCGAUCUGUUGCACGCCGCGUUCUUGGUGAGGCAACGAUCGCUGCGCGGAUUCCCGGCGGAGCAAUCGAUCAGGGACGCGUGCAUCGACGUGUACGUGAAAGCCAGGCCGACGAUCCGCGACCCGCGAUACCGAGAACACCUGAUUGCUCUGAUUGACGAGAUAAUCGAGCAAGUAUUGAGCUCACGCGACGAAGAGAUCUCGCCGAUCGACGUGGACGCCGCCACGUGGAGCGUGAAGAAUCUGCAGGACAACUCGGCGCUCACCUUGAUCAGGCAGCAAGGAUUGCUGCUGAAUACAGCCGUCAGGAUGUGCCGAUCGCGUCUGACAUUUGGUGCGACGAAUGCCGAAGGAGUUGAUAUCAAAUCAUUAAAUGUCUUCUGCGAUCUUCAAGUGGACGGAGAGACAUUGAAUGUCGACAUUAGGGAUAUUUUGUUGCAUCUCCUACUCAACUUUUACGAGCAGUCCUCGCGAGACGAUACUCCGCUGAGGAAGGAUUGGAUCUCGAAGACGCUGCGGGAGAACAGGUCGGUCGACAAACUCGAGGAGAAGAAUGCGUUAAUGGCAGAAGAGAUUAAGUCUUUUCGUUUUCGAUCUGCGAACGCGAACACCUCGUUGCCUUGGGAUCAAUGGUGGCUCGUGGGAAAAACGGUCGAAAACGAAAACAUUGGUAAUGACUCGAGCAAAUUGGCACUUUUGCUAUACACAAGUAGCGUGAUACUUGGAGGACACGACGCGACUCGAACGGACGUGGAGAAGCUGAAAAACGGAGACGUGAUAUCCGUCAAGCAGUACUCCGACAUCGUACGUCACGGCAAGCUAUUCUCGCAGUUGAAAAAUCAGCCGCUCAUCACGCACUUUGUGGAGUUCCUUCAGCGCGCAAACUCGUGCAUCGACGCAAUCCUGCGCGACGGUAACAUGAGCGUGAGCCCGGAUGUAUAUGUCGAACUGAGAAGACAUCUCAGAUGGUACACGAGAUUCGAAAGAUUGGGCGAGACGAUGCUAGUGGACAAGUCGAAAAAGUCCAAGAACGUGUUCAUCAAUUUGAAACAGACCUCCACGCUGCUGAGAGUGCACUACAAGUGGCUGCUGAAAUUCCUACGGAAGCUGUGCGAAAUGAUCAACGAGUUCACGCCGUGUCAGAAGACGGUGAACGAAAUCGAGUCGUUGAUAGAGAUGAAGAACGACCUGAAUCACCAACUGCAGUCGGUUUACAAUCCCGUCCAGAAGAUCUCGAAGAGAAUCAAGAAAUACUUGACACUUCCACUGCCUCACCCUUCGGAGAUCAGCAUGAACGUACACUCGGAACUCGGCGAGAUAACGAAGGAUCUUGAGGCACGGGACGAGACGGGCAAUACCCUGAAACGAGAGCUGAAGAUCGUGUCUGUGCAGUUGAAUGAGGGUCCGGCAAUGAGACGUCAAACGAUCUCACUGUGGAGCGACGUUCACUCCUUGAAAGCGAUCGACGAGGAAACCUUGGAGACUGUGCUGACAGUGAAACGAUUCUGCGACGACAGUCACAUUCGUCUGCGAACUCCCGCGGAAAUCGAGAGCGUUCGUGACCAAGUGAGCUUACUUCCGGCCGGGGAAAUGACUCAGUUAAACGCAAGAACGCAGCUGUGGCCGAUCUACGAGCACAUGUUUUUGUCGCUCGCUUCCUCGCUGCAGGGAAAAAUGUGUCUAGAAGAGACUAUUCCUGCCGCCAUCAUUGAGCAGUGUCUCGCAAGAUAUGCGGAUAUAGCCAGCAUUCCGAGCGAUCUGAUGGGCCUGUUGACCGCGAUGACUCGGACGGAAAUCGAGCAAAGACAAAGUCUAUUGCCGCUACUGUUUUAUCAGCUGGCGCAUUUCGCUCAGCGAUCUUACGCUAUUCAGGAUUCGAGCUUGCUUCUGCAGUGGCGCGGUGUAACCGAGGAAGAGGACGUGGAGAGCUCGUUGACUGCCUAUAGUGCACCAAAGAUGGAAUGCUAUUCCGGCGAGCCGAUACUCCUGAACCUGAUACUACGCUUGAUAUUGAGCAAAACGGUUCGCGAGAAAGAGAAGAGCGUUCUCUCGACGGUCGCGCUAGGAACGUACGCCGCGCAGACGAGUCAGUUACAGCUGCUGAAUGAAAUCUUAUGGCGUAACAGUAUCUCGUUAACGCACAAUUCAGCCCGCAGCGACCUGAUAACGUUGAAGUAUUAUUCGCGCUUGUACUUAUCCGCGAUUGAUCGGAUGAACAGCGAACAUAACGUGGCUAGUCUAAUCGCGUCAGUCUUGGAGAAGCAGGGUGAAAAUCGUGGGACCAGCAUGGAACACACGUUACGGGUCGACUACUUUGAACCGAUAGAAGAGUUGCACAAAGCAUACGACAUGAUAAAUAAUCUCGAUGAGAAGAACGCCGACGAAGAUGAGGGUACGCUCCGUCGCGGCAGAACCUGGAUGUUGCUCGGUUAUGUGCAGUUUUUGCUCUUCGGCAACCUAGACACGAUCGAUCCCGUACACAAGGUGGAGCUGAAGCUCAAGUAUCUGGACGAGGACAUUGUCGAUUGCGAGAGAACGAUGUACGUAGCGACGUUGCAGAGUCGCGUUCUAGGCGUGAACGCCCUCGCUCACCCACGACUCGUGUCCAUGAGAAAUUGCAGCGAAUUCUUGUUGAAAACGCGUGAUGAGUUUAGUUGUCUGAAAACGUUUCGACCGCCGUCCGUUGACUUCAUUUCGCUGAACAGACAGUGCGCACAUUUCCGGGAAAGCGUGGGUACCUACAAGCUGGUAGAGAAGCACAUGAACAAACUGUGCACGAUCGCCAGCGAGAUCAACGAGAACUCCCACAACUCUGGUGUUCUCGCACAAGCGGACAAUGCUUUGCAAGAAGCGCAGGUCUGGAGCUUCUCGAUACAACGCUUUGCUGAGCAGCUCAAGACGAAGUAUCUGUUCGCAUACCCGGACGUGAUCCAUCCGCUGUUGACUGGUCUGGCGCAAUUAAGGCAUGGCGUGUGCGUGCUCGUCAACGAGAUCAGACGACUGGUUUCUUCAUGCAGAAGCGGAGUACUCGGUCUCAGUUCCGAGAUACACAACUUGAUCCGCUUCCCGACGAUCGGCCCGUGCCAAGAAAGUCUCCUGGAUCUAAGCAUCCGGUGCGCCUCCAGGAACAUGCGGCUUCUGAUCGACAGAAACUCCUGCUCGGACGCGUUCAUCAGGAUGCAGGAGCAAUUCCGAAUACUGAAAUCAGGUUUGCAUGAAUUGUAUAACCACGCGAUCCUCAGCAGGAGCUUGACAAGGUCGUUGUGGCAGAACAUGGACAAUUUGCUGCGACAGAUAGUCUUGGUUUGGAAGCAGCAACAGCAGGAGGAAGAGAAACGCGCCGCGGAGAAGGACAGUCUGUACAAGAACAAGAUCGAGACUUACAGUAGCGAGUUGACAGAAGAACAGGAGCUCGUCCUGGAAAUUCGCCAGUUGUUCCCGACGCAUCGCGACAGUGACUUCCAGGACAUAGAUGACGAGUCAGAGCCCAGUCUUGAACGGAGAAAUCCGUCUCCGGAGACGGAAAAAAUCGAAAGCUUGAGAGGUCUCAUCGGUAAAGAUGAUAUCUGGGAGAUCCAACGAAUCCACUCGGACAUGGUCACGUCUCUCGUUGCAUGCAAGUGGAAGUGCAACGACAUCACUUCAAUAUCUACGUCGACGAAUUACGUUGGGCCGUUGAUCCAGAGAUACGAUACGGUACACAGCAUGCUCGACAAUGUAUUGCCGGCUUUGAACGAAGGACUUACGAUCAAGUUGUACAACAGCUUAAACUUGUUGGUUACUCUACGACUGCAGACCAACCAAGAGAGAAGUGCGGAACGCGCAAAGACAUACGACUUCUAUAAGGAUUGCAACAUCGAGGAAGUGAAGCAGUGUUUACCUGUGUGCGAGAAUAUCCUGAAUCGCGUCGAUCAGCUGCUGCAGGAGUGGCCGGCUCAUCCUACUCUGAAAUCAAUACAAUCUAUAAUCGAGAGGAUCUAUACGUUCCCCAUCAUCUCAGCCGUGUCCAGAUUCCUCACGGGUUUAGAACUGCUGCUCGUCAAGAUGCAUCAAUGGGAAGAGAAUGCUCACAGUGGUGUCAGCAUGGCGGACCAUGUAUCAGCAUUGGCGCAGCAGAUAAUAUCAUGGAGAAAGUUGGAGCUGUCCUGUUGGAAAGGCUGUCUGGACGCCACGUUCAACAGCCUCAGAUCAAACACAUCUAAGUGGUGGUUUUUCUUGUAUGCGUUGAUCGAGAGUUAUAUCCGCGAGGAUGUCGAAGGAGAAGCGAGCGACGAACCUAUCACCAGGAAAAAGUUGGUGGAAUCGUUGGAGCGAUUCAUGCACGAAUCGCCCCUCGUCGAAUUUGAACCACGAUUGCAGCUACUCUUGACGUUUCACUGCCACGUGUACCACUUGGAAAACAGCGAACGCAAGGACGAACUCGCAGCCGUGUUGUGGAAUGUAUAUAAAUACUACAAGCAGUUUGUAGGCGACGUAACUGCGAGGAUCGCCGCUCUGAAAGCUCCCAUCGAGAAGAAGCUGCGGGACUUCGUUAAGAUCGCUCGAUGGAACGACAUCAGCUACUGGGCGGUGCAAAAAGCAGUCGAGAAGACACAUCGCACUUUGCACAAGUUCGUAAAGGAAUUCCAGAACGUUCUCAAACAGAACGUGUCUUCCUGCUUGAUCGUGAAAUCAAGCUCAUACAACGCCGAGAUCAGCAAAGGGAUCUGGGACGAUCAGGACCACCGCAAGUACUUGAUAGAUCCCAUAGACUUCGCAGCGGCAAAGCCUUCGCAACUCGUAGAGGUGAGAACGCUGUCCGUGAGCAAUCUCAUCGUGAAAACCGAGACUCUACAAUUGAAAGCCAUAAAACUGUGCAAGGAAAUAAUCCUAACGAGUUCCUAUCCGUGCGCGCGGGCGGAGGUCGAGAACUUCAUCGAGAGUUUCUUAGAGCGGAGCGCGCGUCUUCGCGACAUGAACAUCGACCGAAACUCACCGAAGAGCAAGCAGAAGUCGCAAGCGAAGAGUAUCCUGCAGCAGAAGAGGAUGACGCUUGCCAAUUAUUUCAAGACGUUAACUCGCAUAGGCGUAUCGUAUCGCACCGGUAUGUUGACGUUGAAGAACAACACGGACAAGGUGAUGGACUUCACGGUGUCUCCUCUGGAUCUGUCUGUAAUCAACCAAUAUUUUAAACUGAAGAAUAUCGACCAGCACAUGUUGACGCAGUGGCGCGACUGCGACAAAUACUACUACAAGUCCCUCAUCAGACUGAACGCCUUGAAUGCGAUGUUCAACACGAGCCAGACCGACCUGGGGCCGCAGAAUAUGGAGCGUUGCCGUGGAUGCUCCGCGCACAUAAUGCUGAUGACUCACCGGCAAAAGAAGAUAAUCGCCCAGUCGUUCGACUACUUCUCGUCGCUUCGCGUGUCGCUCUCGAAUCUGUCCGAGACAAACGAGAAGGAUUUGAGUCCGACGAGACAACGCGCCGGCCGAGAAUGCGCGACAUAUCUGAAGGCGUUACUAGUGACGUUGGAGGCUGGAUUCGAGCAGCUGUUGCUGUUCCUGCAAUGCUGCCCGGCAAAUGCCGAAUCGACAACGGACGCGUGCACAGCCGCGCUCACGUUGAAUGCAAACGCGCUCCCCAUAAUCGCCGCUUCUCAAGACGACGAGGUAUGGAAAAAUGCAAACGCUCUGUUAAAAAACUGUCUGGACUCGAUCAAAGUCACCGCGAUUCGUUUCCGCGCCUUGUUCUUGCCGUUGGAAAUGUCGACGGAUGAUUUUGAAUGCGACGCACGAGUCGUGCUCUUCAAUUCCAAACACUUUGAAUUCCUGGAGCAGUGUCGCUCCUUGACUGAGGACUUGAGAACGCAAUGUGGAGAGUUGAGACGUCUAUUCGAGAGCACGAACGUUGCGCAUCCUAUUUUGGAGAAUGUAACAUUUCUGGACGAGAAGAUGGAGUGUUUUGCGCGCGCGCUUCGUGAAUUCGACCAUCUGCGAAAAUCCACGGAAUUCGAGAAUGAAAAGCAGCCAGUAGAGAACGACGAGGCCGUUCGUCAAUAUGAGUCCGCGCUGGAGCACUUGAUAAACACGACGUUGCUCGUCAUACAGAAGAAAUAUAAGGAUCACACUAAUUUUGACGACGUUACUCCCACGAAUGAGGAGCCGACAAGGGAAAACGAAGAAAAUGAUGGCGAUGCGAGUGAGGAAGAAAUCGAGGAAGGUAGACUGAAGGAGACACUCGUUGAAGGCCUCAAGAAGGAUAUAGUAGAUCUGAAAUUACCUAAAAUAUCCGAGUUAUUUGCCGGUCUCUUAUCGUCGAUACAAGAGCUUGAUCCACGAUCAGCGAAUCAUUGUAUCAGACUACUUUUGAAAUGUUCACCGUUGCUGGAACAAUAUAUUCUGCUCGUGCAGUUUUAUCUAAACGAACAAGUAGCGUCUUUCCGCGUUACGUGCAAGCUGUUAUACUUGCAACUGAAUGUUUUCCUGGACUUGGCUACAAACGGAUUCUGCGUGCCGAAGGAUCUAGAUUUUGAGGAAGGCGAGACGGAUGAAUCGGGUCAGAAGACGGACAAGGGCGGGUUGGGUUUGGCGGACGGCGAAGGAACGAAAGACGUUUCCGACAGGAUAGAGUCCGAAGAUCAGCUCGAGGAUGCGAGACCCGCAGAUCAAGACCAAGAGAAGGAGGAAGAUAAAACCUGCAAGGAGGAAGAAAAGGGUAUCGACAUGUCUGAAGAUUUCGACAGCAAGCUUCAGGAUAUGGAGAAAGGCGAUGAUAAUGAGGAACAGAGUGAUGACGACGAAGAGAACGACUUGGACAAGGAAAUGGGAGAGACAGGAGAGGGCGCCGAACAUCUUGACAAAGAAAUCUGGGGUGACGACAAAGAGGAAGACGACAACCAGCAAAAGGACGAAGGUGAAGAAGGAACGGGCGAACAAAUUGGUGAGAAGGAAAUCGGCGCAAAAGACGACAAAUCGAGGCAAAACGAUAAUGACAAUGAUAUGGAUCGCGAAGAAGAUCAACGAGAGGAAGAGAAGAAAGAGAUAAACGAGCUCAAUGAGCCAGAAAUAGAUGAAGAUCAGAUCGAUCCGUAUCAUGGUAAACACCAGCCUGAACCGGAACCAGAACCAUUCGACUUACCAGAAGAUCUAAAUUUAGACGAGGACGGUAAGGAGGACAAUGGCGGUGAAGAGGAGGAUCCGUUUGACAUCGACGCAAUGAAGGAUUCUAAACCACCACCAGAGAAGAUGGACGUGGAUCUCGACGAAGAAACCGAAAAGAACGACAAGAACGACCCGAGCGAGAAUGCCAGCGAAGGCGAAGACGAAAAUGACGAGAAUGUGAACAAGGAAAAUCAGCAACAAGAGACGGAGGAUCUCGAAGCUGACAAAGAGGAGACCGGAGAGGACAAUAAAGAAGGCAAGGAAUCCACGAACAAAGAUGACGAGGAUGAACAUGGAGAGGAAGAAGCGAAAGAGGAGAAUCUGCGAGAGAAAGCAGCGCCGAGUGCAGACGAUGCGAGCAAACAAAUAGACGCCGCACAGCAGAUUGAGGAAACGAAAGAAGGUUCGCGAGACGCGGUGGCACAAACACCAAACAACGAAGACCGACAAGAAACGUCAGCGGAGAACACUCAAGAGGAGAAGGACGACACAGGCACCGGUCAGUCACAAUCGACGCAACAGGAGAGCGGACAUUCAGGUUCUGCCAAAGAGAGGACAGCUCCGGUUUCGCAGAGAGACGAGGCGACAAAACCGGCCGAGAAGAGGAAGAAUCCAGGCGAGAGCAACGAGGACCGCAGUCUGCUCGAUAAAUUCAUGCCGACACCGAAGAAGUUGAGGACGAUCUACACGCCGGAUGAAAUAUCGAACAAUGAGAAAGAAGACGAGCCGGGUGACGCUGAUGGUAACAAAGCAGAAAUGUGCCAACACGUGAAAGAUUCCGAGACUUUCGACGAUUACACGAUGGACGCCGCAACGGAGGAUCAGGUGAAACAGCAAGCUUCCAACACGAAGGAAGACGAAGAGAAUCGCGAAGAGCAAGAGGACGACGCUAUGGAUGUGGAGAUGCACAAAGAAGAUGAAGAGAACGUCGUAGAUGACAAGGUAACUGAGCAAAGAUCUGAAAAAGUGUCCCAAGCCACGGAGGACAAACGCAAAAAAGAAUCGGACCAUGGAGGAAAUAACGUAGAAAACAAUCAGAUGGAUACGAUAAUCGAAUUGGAGGGAGACUCGGUGAAGACAAUGACAGUGCAAAGAGGUAACGAGUCUACGUUCCAUACGUCGGUGACAAACUGGGAGGAUAACGAACUUAGUUGUCACAUGGAAAAGAAACGAUUUGAAGUAGAGAAGAUGCUAGGCGAAUGGAAGCAGAAGCCAACCACAGAGGAAGCCGCGACCGCGUGGAAUUGUCUGUCUUCGGUUACGGACACAGCCGCCAGAGAUUUGUCAGAGAAAUUGAGGCUGGUAUUGGAGCCUACGCAAGCAUCGAGGUUGAAAGGCGAUUACAAGACGGGCAAGCGCAUCAACAUGAGGAAGAUCAUUCCCUAUAUAGCUAGCCAGUUCCGCAAGGAUAAAAUCUGGUUGAGGCGCACAAAGCCUUCGAAACGCGACUACCAAAUUGUUCUAGCGCUCGACGACUCCAAAAGCAUGGCGAAUAACCAUGCUCAAGAAAUGGCCUUUGAAUCCCUGUCACUGAUAUGUAAAGCUAUGACGUAUCUGGAAGUAGGACAACUUGGUGUUGUAAGCUUUGGGGAGCAAGUACAGGUGUUGCAUCCUUUGGGAGAAACUUUCACCGAACAAAGUGGAUCUAGACUAAUACAAGACAUGAGAUUCGAUCAGAGAACUACAAAAUUCGCAGAAGUAGUGAACUUCACAGUGGAUAUGUUUGAAAGUCAACACAUGUCCAACAAUGCUAAGCUGCUGAUAAUAUUGUCGGACGGUAUGGGAAUAUUCUCGAUCGGAACGGAAAAAGUGACUCGUGCAGUGAGGAGAGCUAAAUUAGCAAACAUCUUCACAGUAUUCAUAAUACUCGAUAAUCCAACUAACAAGCAUUCUAUAUUAGACAUCCGUGAACCCGUGUUCCAAGGAAGUAAACUACUAGAAUUUCGGUCGUGUAUGGAUGAUUUUCCAUUUCCGUUCUAUAUGAUUGUUAGAAACAUAGACACUUUGCCGGCUGUCCUGAGUGACGCUUUACGGCAAUGGUUUGAAGUUGUUGGAAAAAUUGAUACUUAACAAAAAUAAAAUUUAGGAUGUAUAUGAAAUAAUAUGUGUAUAUAUAUUAUAUAUGUGAUAUUAUAUCGGCUAAAGAAUGAAAGACAAGUGCUGUUUAUCAUAA